AUGUUUGUUGUGACAGCCAUUCUAAAUUCAACAGUGGGUUUAUUAGUGAAUAAAGCUCGUGAUUUGACGGCGGAUAAACUGAGGGACGGCGAUAUUUCAGAUGAAAAACUUCGAAGUCUCGUCAUACGUGAGCUGCAUGAUAACUCAAAGAAACUUGAUGCUCUUUUACAAAAGGAUCUGCACAGCAGCUACGAGUGCCUACAGCAAGGAAUAGAUUACCUGAAUGCGGCUUUUUGUAACCUCAAGCAGAACAAGACUCAAAACGACGUCGACGGAGAUAAAACAUCAACAGUGCCGAGUGGAAUAUUGAACAAAGCCUUAGAACUAUCUAAAGUUAUGGAAAAUCUAAAAGUUAAAUCAAAUAAUGAUGUUGAAAUUGCUAAAAAACGAUUUGAAGAAGCCCGUAAGAAAGCAACUGAUGCUUUCUCUAAUAAAGGAUUAGAUAUCAAGGAUAAAAUCUUCGCUACGAAGCUACUCAUAGUUUCUCUAAUACUGGAACAUCUGGAUCAUCCUUCAACCGCUAUCACAGGGUGUGUGCCAGUUUUGAAAAGAUUCCAUGAAUCAUCUGCCAUUGAAGACAUGUUCACCGCGUACCUCGAAAAAAGCAGUGUCUUCGUUAAAUGGCAUGAAGAAGAACGAGCCGAGAACGUCAAGUCUACAAUGCAAAUUAACUAUGUGUUAUUUCAAUAUGUUUCGAAUUUCAGUGGGCCUUAUUCUGCGCAGACCUGGCCAACCAUUAAACUCUCUGACCGUACUUUUCAUCCAAUAAUAAAUUGGCUAGAAAUUUCUACAAAAGAGUCUAUGGGCGAUGCAUUGAUGCGCCCUCCCAACGAACUGAUACUUCGUGAUUAUGAAGAAAUAAUUACGACUUACCUCUCUCUAAACAGUCAUGCGGACGUUAUUGUCGCGAAAAACGAUUCUGGCGGCAUCAAGGUUCUGUUCAGAACAGGCGGAAGCAAGUUGGUUAAAUUAUCUGAUCGCAACAUUGCAGGACUUGCUGUUAAUAAGAACAACAAUGUUUAUGUGGUGAAAUGGAAUGAGCUCGAGCGACGUUACAUGUUGAAUGUAUUGGAUGGAGUGGAUUACAAACCAACACGCGACUGUGGGAUGUUGGAUUUUCUCGGGAAAACAGAAAUUAAUCUGAUGAAUAUUGCUAUAAACAAUAAAAAUAAUAUCAUCAUGAUCAAAAACAAUGAUCCCCACGUGUAUAUCUGUAGCAACAGUGGAAAAUUGCAAUGGAAGUUUAAACGAGAUUCACGUCGGGUACACAGAUUCGGUAUUUCCAAGAAGGACGAAAUCAUGAUAUCAUCGGGCGAUGAGAAGGCAGUGAACAUAUACUCUGAGGGAGGAAUUCUGAAUUCGACAAUAGAACUACCGGAAGAUCAUAAGGUUUGUGGGGUGGCAUUUCAUUAUGGGACAAGUAAAAUAAUCGUCUUGACCUAUGUCGAGAACAAAGAUUCCUAUUUCCUUCUCUACCACACUGAAGCAGGUGAACUGGAGACAGAAACGUUAUUUUGUAACAACUGGAGUGAAUUUCCCCAAAUUACGUCCCACCCAAGUGGAUCUGUUGCUGUUGUAAGGUGGAGAGGAAGAAUAACUUUUAUUUAA
Molecule: messenger RNA, 1608 nt
Organism: Paramuricea clavata
Lineage: Eukaryota; Metazoa; Cnidaria; Anthozoa; Malacalcyonacea; Plexauridae
Source: the annotation of a GenBank genome assembly